AUGGGGAAUCUGACCUUGGACAUUCCUGAGGUCCAGGUCCUUGUGAAUUUUCCUGGAGACGCUAAUGGUCUGAAUUGGCAUCACCGCAUUCUUCUGCACAGGGUUGCUGGAGCAGAGUGGAUCGCCCUCACACCUGACUAUGACUUGGAGCGCCAUAGUCUGGGAGCCAUCCGGCACAGAGUCUUGGAUCGGAGGGCCCCCUUCCCAGACGACAUAGCAGCUGAAGUGUACGCUCACGAUCCUGUGGGGCGAGCACAACUCAGUGUCUACAAGAGGCGGGCCCAGCUGAUGGCCUCCGUGCUUGGUGAUGGUGCCGUGGAGGAGCUCGACACCGUCCUGUGGGUGAUCGCGGACCCGACCCAUCGGAACUUUGGUACCGAGAUCGACGCGGGCCUCUUGGAUAACGAGGCUACCGGCGUGGCCUUUGCAUCCAAGGGGGUUGCGAUUGUCGACGGCGAGGAAGUCUUUGUGGAGAGAGUCCACAGCAGCGGGCUUGCGGCUUGGAAGGCGGCUCGUGGCGAUGUUCGGCUACUUGGAGACCACAAGGAUGGCGCAGGAAAGCGCAAGCUGGACCUCGCCAAGGCAGUGGCUUUGAUGCGAUCGCCCAAGGAUGACGAGUUUCCCAUUGCGGGAGUUCGUGCCGCAAAGGAGCUUCAUGAAAGUAUCAGCGAGGGCCCUGGGAACUUUCUCAGUUACCAUGCCGAGUGGCUUCGGCUGUCUGGGGUUUCAUCGAGGAAUGCCGCUUCACAUGUCCAUCGUAACCUGUGUGAUGUCCUUCGGCUCAUGCACUCUUAUGAUCAGCUUGACUGCAGUGCCUUGGCGUGUGGUGAGACAUUGUGCCGUUGGAUGAUCCAGACCGAGCUGGCGGUGGAGAGAUCGCCGGCACAGCCGGACUACACGGGGCUGGACAUCGUGGCGGGAACUGCCACGCUUCCGGAUGGUCGGGCUACCACCACGAGAUUCAGUGAGUGGGUGUCCGGCAGAAUGAAAGAUCGCGCUGCCAUCUGGAAGCAGGAGAGGCUUUUCAAAGCGGAGCGGAAAGGCCGUGGCCGAGGCUAUGACCGGGAGAACGAGGACACCUCGGACGAGGAGUCGCCCAACGGCAAGGGACGCAAAAAGAAGAAGAAAAAGAACGAGGAGAAGGCGGACAAGGACAGCCCUGGCUCCUCGGGAGCCGGGGCAAAGGAUCGGAAGCAUGGGGAGCCAUUCCCACUGCCUCGGCUGUCAAAGUGGAGAUCGGUGGGAUCGGACCCGGUGCAAGCGCUGAAGCGGCGAGUGGAUGGUGCCUUCAAGGUCUUGAACGAUCUCGCCUCGGCACCUUUUGAUACAGCACCUUGCAGCCUUCCUCUCACACAGUCCCAAACGUGGAUGAUGAAUGAUGUGAUGAGGAGGGUGGCUGCUUUUGGAGAGCCGCCGCCUGGCAUUGACGAGGAGACGGCAAUCCGCGACUUGGCCGCGAAGGCCAACCUCUACAUGGAGGAGGCUGCGCACCUUGCCGACUGUGACAUGGAUAAGAUCAAGGUACUUCAUCGACGGCGCCCUGUACUACCAGCACAUGGACUUUUACCUCCGCAUGCACGUGUUUACCUGGACCAUUUCGCCGAACUCAUCGAAAAGAGCCCUGGCGAGCUGGAGAUGGAAGCGGAGACGAGUGAUCCCAUUGAGCCGUAUUGGGACCCUCGCCUCAGGAACGAUAAAGCACUGCGCCUCAAAUUCUACCAUGCUCUCCAGGAUGCUGGCCUGCUCACCUUUCGACGCAGACGAAAGGCCAGGGUUGGCUUCUUUGUGGUUCGGAAAAAGGACGGGAUGCAGCGGCUGAUUGUGGACGCUCGCCAGUCUAAUCAACGACACCGGCGGCCUCCUACGACUGCCUGGCUACGGCAGCUGGGAUGGUCGAUGUCGACUUCGGGGACCUUGUUGGCUCGGGCUGCGGACCAGUCAGUGAAGCCUGUCUCCCUUCAAUGGCUGCCGGUAGACAAUAUCUUCGACGACGCCACCCAGAAGUACAUCACUCCGGCGGAUGACGAGCCUCUGUUCUUCGCCUUCCGUGGGAUGUGCAUGGGAUGGAGUUGGGCCCUCUACCUGGCCAACGAGAUUGUUGUGCAUCAAACAGCUCUCGGAGGCAGCCUUGAAGAGGACCGUUUUAUCCGGGACAAGAAGCCCCCGCCACGAGUGGGUGCGAGCGAGCCUGGGGUGGGGGUCUAUGUCGACAACGUGAAUAUCAUUGGGCUCGGGCAACAACCGGUCAACGACGUCAUGGACGCUGUUGCGGACCGCUUCGCUGGCCUCGGGAUUCCCUUUGAGGUUACGGACAAGGCGGGGGACCCGGUCAUCGAGUCCCUCGGCUUGGAGUUCAACUUUGAGGGCGGCGGCAUGGUGGUUCGUGACACUCGGAAGCGGGCCUGGCGGCUAUGGUUGGCGACCAAGGCUCUGGCGCGUCGACAACGAGUUUCUGGUGAAGUCCUUCGUGUUUGGCUUGGCCAUGUGAAUUUCUACUUCCAGUUGAACCGGUCCUGCGUGUCGGUGAUCUCGGCUUGCUAUCGCUUCGCGGCGCUACACCUUGGGCGCAGAGGUCAUGUGUGGCCGAAUGUGCGCAAGGAACUUCGACAGGUCAUGGGACUUAUCUUCUUAGUGGAGGUCGAUAUGGCAGCCCCUCGGGUUAGCACGGUCCAUGUUGGCGACGCGUCAAUGUAUGGAUUCUUUUUGAUGAAGACGGAGGCUACCCGGGAAGAAAUUGAUCGUGAGCUCCGUGUUCGUGAACACUGGAGAUUUAUUCCAGGAAGGCUGGUGCAUAAGGUGCCAGCUGUGCAAGACGGCCCCAUCAGACAAGACUUCUACGGCAGGCAGCUUCGUGAAGACCUGGAUCUGGUCGCUGGGCGACCCUUGGAACGCAGGCGAAAGCAGCUCUUUGGCCCGGCGAAAAUCGCUGAGCCAACCCUCCUGGAGGCCAACCUCCAUCCUCCUGUGCAUGACUGUUGGCACGACUCCCGACGUUGGGGCCUGAUCCAGGCUGCUCCUUGGAGGGACCCAGCCGAGCACAUAAACCCCAAAGAAGCUCGAGUAUGUGUGAUGGGCCUCAGACGCUGGGCUCGUUCAUCAAGCAACUUGGGGAAGGUUGUCUUCACACUUAGUGACAGCUUGGUCUCAGUGCUGGCGUUGGAAAAGGGGAGAUCCACUUCGGCAUCCCUCAACCGACAAGGUGGUGCUGCCGGCGACGAGGGAUUCGAGAAGAGACGAGGCGGACCAGAGCCAGAUAGCGGGUUCAAGGGUCGUUUUGCUUGGGAACUCUUUAGUGGCACGGGAAACCUCACAAAAGCUAUAGAUCGAGCAGGGUUGCCUUGUCUUCAACCUCUUGAUGUAUGUCGAGCGCCUCAUCACGAUCUGACCCAUCCAGCUGUGCAGCGUAUCGUCCUUGAUGUGUUGCUUUCUGGUCUGGUCUGGUACGUUCAUAUGGGCACUCCUUGCGUGGUCUGGAGCAGAGCACGUCACAACAUUCAGAACCAUAAGAAGGCUCGGGCAAAAGAACGGGUCGGAAUACAACUGGCUGCCUUCAGUGCUCGAAUCGCUUGGCUGUGCUUGGACUUGGGGGUUGGGUUUUCCAUUGAGAAUCCAAGGAGUUCUUUGUUGUGGAGUUUUGCGCCUAUUCUGCAACUGCUUGGUGAUAGCAGGGUGUCCUUUGUGACCUACGACAGCUGUCAGUACGGAGCUUGUUGCAAAAAACCCACGGCACUCCUCACCAACCUGCAGUCCUUAAGUUCGCUCAGUCAACAUUGUGAUCGGAGUCACCGCCAUGAAGUCCUGAGACGCUCGUGGCGAGUUAAGCGAGAAGGUCGCUGGAUCACUGAGGCUCGUACGGCAUCCGCCGGCGCAUACACAGUGGCUCUGGCUUCAGCUUGGGCGAAAGCCUUGAAGAAGAGCGGCCCUCAGGUCUCACGCGACGACUGUGAGGAUCCCGUCCAGGCUGAGCAGGUUGAGCGCCUACUUCAGGGAGAACGAGAUCCUUUGGUCCCGCGUGGGCCGGCGGGCUGUGGAGUCGUCUGCGACGCAGACGUCGACUCCCUCCGUGCCGAAGGCAUUGUGUUUGGCCAGCACAACAAGAAGGAGGCCGCUGUGCUCACCGGUGGACCGUUCAAAGCACGAAAGCCUAAAGUCGACCUCAGUGGAAAGGAGUUGCCUGUGGGCCUCAGACUGCGUGCAGCCAAAGUCUCUCAGAAAACUCUGGACUCUUACCUCAUGCAGAGUGCCUCUUUUGAGAAGUGGGCAAGAGAGCGCAAGGCCAAGGUCAAUAAGAAUAACCUCGACAAGCACGUCGUCAAGUACCUCACUUGGCUUUUUGAGCACGAGGAUUCGGAACCUUGGACGGCAGCUUACUUGGUUUAUGGUCUGCAGCUUCUCCGGUGUGACAUACCAAAGCAUCUUUUCCUCCCAAACGCUAAAGAAGCGUUGGCUGGCUGGCGCAAGCAGCGACCAGGCUCCAUGAGACUGCCAGUCCCCGAGGAGUUUGUCUACGACGUAGUGUUGUUUCUGGCCCAGCAGCACCUUCAGCUUGCACUGUUGGUCCUUCUCCAGCUCGAUGGCUACCUCAGACCUAGACCCCUUGGUUCCGCCGGCAGGGGCGCGAUACCCCCGCUGGGGGAUUGUGGUGGCGCUGGAAAAGCUGGGGGAGCGAACAAAGGCUCCACAGACGACAGCAUCUUCGUAGGUGACCUCGCGGACCGACGGUGGAUGCGAGAGGUCAUGCAGUUCCUCUGGGACACGUCAGAGCAUGCUCUCUUUCCUGAUUGCAAUCUCAGCCUCUACGAGCGCUAA
This is a messenger RNA of Symbiodinium sp. CCMP2592, 4809 nucleotides long. Lineage: Eukaryota; Dinophyceae; Suessiales; Symbiodiniaceae. The record is from the annotation of a GenBank genome assembly.